Messenger RNA from Physcomitrium patens, 2725 nucleotides. The record is from RefSeq and is a predicted model, not a curated record. Lineage: Eukaryota; Viridiplantae; Streptophyta; Bryopsida; Funariales; Funariaceae.
GAGCGAAAUACAAGUAUAUGGUUUGGCUGAUCGUUCGUUGGCGGAUCAGUUAGGAUAUAACAGCAGAUGGGGUAAUCGAAGUUUUCUCGGCUACAGAAAGCGCAACUGCAAAUUAAUUAUUAUUUUUUUUAUUUUGUAGCUAAGUGAUGGAAGUGUAGAGGAGAAUGAAUUGAAGACAUCCACAUACGUAAAUAUCCUUGUCGUGUCAUUGUACUUCUUGACUGCUUAAAACUGUCUCGGAGAAAAGCGGUGAAAUGCAGUUCUAGUCUUUUUAAUGUUACUGUCCGUGUCCCUCCUUAAUCUUAUUGAGAAACUUACAAUAUUUCUGUCCAUUUGGUUUAGAAAUUUCGUGAUCCUAGAGUAUACAGCUUCUGAUAAAGGAUUCACUACUACUUUAGAUCUUCAUUACCACUUUAGGUCUCCUAACCACAUCUUUAAACCUAUUCAACAGAAUGCCGUCGUUGAAUAUGUACAUCUCUGUUAAAAAAUGCCUUUCGCUGUGUCUCUCCACUCGCUACCUGGAUGCCACUGGCUAUCUUACCAUUACUUCUAGGCACACUCGUGCACAUCAACAUUCAUCAGGAAUGAUGGUUGCAAGGCAGGAGUAGAGACUUGAACAAGACUAGAUUUUCAUGACCAAGUUGCAAAUGCUAUAUUUGGGAGCUAUUUUCAGCGUGUGCGCUCUCCAGGUACGUCUUUCAGAAAAGGGAAGAACCGUCCUUCCAGCUCCAACUUCAAUCAUGCUUAACAUGAGAAUAUGUGGGAGUAAUAGAGACGUCGAAACAAGACCCUAUACCAGAAUUCGGGUCCCAUACGAUGAUUCUACCAACAUUCGAUUAUCAAAUCAAUCUCCAACAUCCCAGAGGAGGGACAAUCGACCACAUACCAAAUCAUUUCUCCAAAGUAGUUUGGCAUUCGUGAAGAAGACGUUUCCUGUGGGUGUGUUCGAAGGAAAAGAGCAAAGAUCUCCCUCUCCAAUCCGUGGUGGUUUUUCUGAUCCCAGGCAACAGUCGCAAGAAUAUCCAUACAAUGCUUCCCUGCAUUCGCCGGUAGAUAAUCAACGUUCAUACUCUGCUCCCUCGCAUCCGUCGAGUAAUUACACACCUGAUAUCAGUCCUCAGUGCGAGUGGAAUACGAAUUCCGGUCCUACGUAUUACGCACCGCCUUCUUCCGUGACACCUUCGAAGCGCCAGAAUAAUGAACCAGCAAGUUCAGGUAGUGGAGCUACAAGGUGUGCAAGUUAUGACAGGCAGAAUAGGUCUAAAGUGGAGGAUUCUUAUCACUAUUCAGGUCCACCCCCAGGGUCAUACCUAGAUGAUGACACUGGUCCGUCUCCAAAACUUCUAUCGAUGGCUGUUACGGCAGUGAAAUCUGCCUUAAAUCCCUUCGCGAAGAUGCUAAUGUCACAUAUGAAGAACCAUUCGAGCGAAUUGAAAAAACUGGAGUCCAUGAUCAGCCAUGAAGGGUCUGUGGAAAGGACGAAUCACUUGAAGUUCCUGGUUCAAGCUUUUACAUGUAACCUCCUUUUUGAUUGUUUUACUACAAAAAAUGGAUAUUGUGAGAGCAACGAUGAUAGGUCGCGACAAAGUUUCUUUGCUGAUUUCACCCGCUUCAAGGACAAGGCCGCCACCAUCUCAAUGUUGCUAUCCAAUCAACCACUAUCUCAUAUGAGAGAUGAUAAUUCUAUUGGGAAUUACUGCUUCGAGAAGUUCAAGUUAAUCUGUAGUGAUCCGGACACGAAUCAGCCCUUCCCUAUCUAUGAAAAGGAUUGGAGGAUAGUAUCCGGAGAGCAGCAUCCGGAUUCGGAGUUUUAUCGAAGUUUUUUGAAAGUCGCUGUGUCUGUGUGGUUACUUCACAGAUUAACACAUUCGUUUCCGCACAAAUGGCAGAUGUUAACAUGUAGCAGAGGUGAAGCAUUCGAGAGGAAGUAUAUGGAGUCUGUGGUGCCUGGAGGCUAUGACGAAGAUGAUGAAGAUGCUGAUGCGAAUAUAGUGGUCGGUUUCUUAGUGAUUCCAGGGUUUCGAGUGAGCAAAAGUAUAGUGAAGUGUGAGGUUUACUUGCACAGCAAACAACGUCAUAAUGACGGAAGAAUCGUUGAGUCACCUGUGAAGGCCUCAAAACAGGGAAAUGUCGGUCACAGGACCCCUGAUAACAACAGCUUCAGGAGUAAUUCGAGCUAUACUGAUAAACAGCCUUAUCCAAAGCAUUCCACUUCUGUUGAAGAACGUCAAGAACAUCGAGUUGGUAGUAUGAGCAGCAGAAGGGGUCCGAGGACUACCGUCCCUGGUUAUGUAAGUCAUACCGUUUCGACAAGACUAAAGGCACGGACUCCAACUAGAUGAUGGAAAUGAAGAACUUAUUCCUCUGGCAGGAAGAUUGUAUCAACUCUGUCGCCAGUGCAAUGUAUAUAUGCAGGAAUUUUCCAGAGAGCAGCCUUCGCCAGAUAUUCACAGGUACAGUUGUGUAGUUUAAGAACGUAACAGGAGCAGAUUUCAUGUAAAUCUCUGCUUCUACAUUUGCAUGGGUAGGAUGAGGAUGCUUAGAGAAAACCAGAGCGCACUAUGUACUUGAGAGAUUUAACAGUUUGAAAGUAGGCUGCUGAUGCUAACGAGAUCAUCAAAUUUUCAAAUGAACGAAACUAAGUCAUUCAAUGUUGGGAGUAGCUGAUUUCAAAUAAACAUUAAUUUGUUAAAUUAAUGCUAACAUACAUAUUAUUCCACAGAAA